AUGGAGAUAUCCGCAGCGCAUGCAGCAGACACCGACUACCUCGUCCGGCAGGCUAUGAACUCGGGCUACCAGUGGUCCUCGCUGCUUGUGCCCCCAGCGUACAUCACCUACGUCCUCGCGCGCAAAGGCCGCGGUGCGCUCUCCUUCAACCGGUUCCUCCGCGCGACGUGGAUUGGCGGACUCGGUGGUGCUGCGGUGUUUGGAGGCGCUUCGUAUGUCCGAAACGCGUAUUCGAGUGAGGAGCCUGUGCGGGCGCGGAGGAUAGAGACAGCGUAUGACGUGGACAGAGUGCGUCGUAUCGACCAUUCAACGAUAGGAUCCGUAUUAGCCGCCGUCCUUACACCAGCCAUCUUCUGGAACCGUGCUAACAUCGUCAAUCUUAUUCUCGGCGGUGCGGGGUUGGGCAGCACAGCUGGCCUUCUGACACAUUAUGGACGAACAAUCUCGGGUGACCCCCCCGCCAAGAUCAAAGCUCCACCAGUGCCUACGCCAUGA
Messenger RNA from Psilocybe cubensis, 495 nucleotides. RefSeq lists its product as uncharacterized. The transcript is spliced from 4 exons. Bases 1 to 495 code for a protein of 164 amino acids. Lineage: Eukaryota; Fungi; Basidiomycota; Agaricomycetes; Agaricales; Agrocybaceae. The record is from RefSeq and is a predicted model, not a curated record.